This is a messenger RNA of Triplophysa rosa, 3077 nucleotides long. RefSeq names its product BCL2 interacting protein 2 (gene bnip2). The transcript has 11 exons. Gene Ontology annotation, cellular component: cytoplasm. Gene Ontology annotation, biological process: apoptotic process. Bases 490 to 1884 code for a protein of 464 amino acids. NCBI's taxonomy places the organism in Eukaryota, Metazoa, Chordata, Actinopteri, Cypriniformes, Nemacheilidae. The record is from RefSeq and is a predicted model, not a curated record.
GCUUCAUCGCACUUCACCCAAGAUUUCCGAAAGAAGAAUGACGCCCGGCUAAAGGAACACUAAAGAUGGGUCUGUGGAGUUUGUCAGCUAUUAAAACGAUCCCCUAGACUGUAACCAGGCGUCUGAAGUGAUUUUCCACGGACUUUGACAUGAUCGAUACUUUUCUCACCGCUAUGUUUGUUUAACUCACAGCAGUUGUAGGAAGGAAACAGCAGAGGAAAAGGAACCGACUGCGCACUGAUGGCCCACUAAACGCGACACUCAUCGGGAAGAUUAACGUUACUUUUUUUUUGCAAACUCUUUAACUGCAGCACAAAUGCUUGUAUUUUAAAUAUAUUCCUUUUAUAUAAGCACUAAGAUUAAUGAAAUAUGUCCAAGACUACGUGAAGUCCCGAUAGGUUGAAUAUUAGGGGUUUUUCGUUUCUUUAUUGGGCUAAGAGUUGUUUUGCUCGCGCUGAUCGAUCAUACGUAUCCCUGACGUGGUCGAUCAUGGCCACAGACGUGAUAGUGUCCGAAGACGUGUCAAACCAGAGAGAUUUAAGUGAUAUGAACGCCAACAAAACUAACCCCGAAUCCGACACACCCAAUCGGACGUUCGAGACGCUGGAGAAUAGAAAUAUAAGUAGCCCUUCAUCGUCUGUUUAUUCUGGUGAGGCAAUAUCUGAGAAUUACAUAGCAGGGGAUUUGGUGCAGAACGGAGACAGUCCGAUCCAAACCGGAGCUCCGCCACAGGAAGUAGCAACUCCAGACAAUGGACAAAAACAAGGCGUGAGUACGUCAACUCCAGUCCGACCGCAGACGCUCUUUUCAUCAGCUGAGCACAAUGGAAGUUUUGAGCAUCAGGAGUCGGUCGCUACAACAGAGGCGAGGCUGAGAAUGGAAGGGGUGGAGCUUAAGGAGGAGUGGCAGGAUGAAGAUUUUCCCAGGCCACUUCCAGAGGAGGAAGAUAUUCAGCUUGACGGGGAGCUUUUCACCGGUUCCUCUGGAGACAGAGCACCUGCUCCGCAAUGUUAUGGACUGAGCAGUGCAAAGAAAACCAAAAAGAAGCUUUUGGCUCCAGACAUCAGUUUGAAUCUGGACCGCAGUGAGGGCUCGGUCCUGUCGGAUGAGCUGGAUGAGAGCACAGAACUGGACUUGGAUGAGAUCGACACGCCCUCCGACAACAGCAACGAGUUUGAGUGGGAAGAUGACCUCCCGAAGCCUAAAAGCACCGACCUGCUGCGUAAAGGAGUGGAGACGGUGCAGGAGUACUCCGGCACGGAGGAGCGAGAGGAAGGCCGUCGCUGGAGAGUGUUCCGCAUCGGAGAACAGGACCACAAGGUGGACAUGAAGGCCAUUGAGCCCUACAAGAGAGUCAUCAGCCACGGAGGUUACUAUGGCGAUGGGUUGAACGCUAUCAUCGUCUUUGCUGUUUGCUUUAUGCCCGAGAGCAAUCAACCAAACUACAGAUACAUCAUGGACAAUCUCUUCAAGUAUGUCAUAGGAACCCUAGAGCUGCUUGUAGCUGAGAACUAUAUGAUUGUUUAUCUAAAUGGAGCCACUUCACGUCGAAAGAUGCCCAGUGUGGGUUGGCUUAGAAAGUGCUAUCAGCAAAUAGAUAGGAGGUUAAGAAAGAAUCUGAAGUCUUUGUUAAUUGUGCACCCGUCCUGGUUUAUUCGCACCCUUCUGGCCAUCACCAGACCAUUUAUAAGCACAAAGUUUAGCCAGAAAAUCAAAUAUGUGUUCAGCCUUACCGACCUGGCUGAGCUUGUCCCGAUGGAGUAUGUGUCCAUACCAGACUGCAUUAAACGGUUUGACGAAGAAAAAAAUAGGAAAAAACAGAAAAGGAUUGACCAGGACAUGCAUGGAAAAGUGGAGAUAGCGACUGCCGCGGUGCCAGAGUAAGCUGAAGGAACCAAGAAGCUGGAAGAAGAGAACGUAGAAUGUUGGAUUUCUUUUCUUUUAACUGGAAAACACAAGAUGUUGAUGUCAGACACGUGCCUUUAUCACCGCCUGUUACGUUAUAAAACUGUUGUUGUCCCCACCCCUUUGCAAUGUUUUCCAAACAUCUGUCAGAAGGCAUCUGUUUUCUGUGCGUCAAGCAUUUUAAUCUUUUAUGUACCAUUUCAAUACGUAGAUACUGUCAACGUUGUUCUAGUAUUAUAUCUCGCUUGUAGGCACUCCGUUUUUGAACUGGUUGAUGCAUGUUCUACAUUACAUUUAAAUAUCUAUAUUUAUAUUCGAACGGUGAUAAAGGAGAAAGAUUAAUAUAUUUUUAUGAUGGAAACGUUAUUUUUAGGGCCUCAGUCCUGCAUCACCUGUCAUCUGCUUGCUGAUCGUCUCGUUGUUUACUGCUGGAUUUUUCGUGUGAUUUGUGCACCAGGAAAACGUGCAAAGAUGACCAGAAGACUGAGAUGAUGAUGAUGAUAUGUGAAAAUAUAUUGCACCAGUAACGGUUCUUCGGUUCACUUCCAUUAAAUGGUUUGGUAGGGUGGGGCUCUUGUAUGUUAUGUUGCAAGUAAACGUCCACACAAAAAUCACAUUGUCAUUAUGUUUGAAACUGAAUUCUGUUCAACACUCGCAAACUGCUUUUGUUGUGUCAUUGUUUCUUGCAGGAUGUGAGAAAUCUCUUUUGUAUAGGCAGUAGUAGUACAAUAUAAUUUGAGCUAAUUAAGAACAAAAUAGGCUUUUGUGUGUGUUAUUGAUAAGUGGCUUUGUGGUCCUUCAUAUGCUGGGGCACAAACAUUUCUUUUUUCUUUUUAGACACCAGUUGAGGGCGCUGUAUCGCCACUUUAGUUUUGUCACCAUAAAGGGAUAGUUCACCCGUAAAUAUACCUUUAUUUCUUACGCAGAGCACAAAAGAAGAUAUUUUGAGGAAUGCUGGUAACCAAACAACAUUAGCUCCCAUUGAUUUUGCAAAACCUCUGACACAUUUCUCAAAGUAUCUUCUUUUGUGUUUUACAGAAGAAUGCCAUAUGCAGGUUUUGAAUAAGGUUUUUAAGGUGAAUGAUUUAGUCAUGGGAAAGCCAACCUUUUAAAAGUAAAAUUAUUUGUGUAGACUUUUCACUAUUACAUUAAAGCCUCCAACAUCUGCCAUU